This is a messenger RNA of Aspergillus calidoustus, 780 nucleotides long. NCBI's taxonomy places the organism in Eukaryota, Fungi, Ascomycota, Eurotiomycetes, Eurotiales, Aspergillaceae. The record is from the annotation of a GenBank genome assembly.
AUGACUGCGGACGACCAAUUCACCAUUGCCAAGCGGUUCGACACGCUGCACAUGCGCAACGUUCUUUACCUGCAGGAUACCAUGGCGGAAAUCGAGGACCGUCUCAUGCAGCUAGAUAAAGAAGAGACUUGUCAGACAUUCUUGAGUUCUAGACGGUACGACGACAACUCAGAAAGACAGGAGCUGUUGCGCAACCUCAAUGCGCAACUCGAGGCUUACGAUAAUGCUGUCCUCCGCUACCAGACGCUCCUACAACUUCCGCCAGUGAGUUCGGCCGUGAAAUCUAGCGUGCGCAACUGGGUUCUCGCAAAGAAACCACUAGUGCGGUCCGAGUCGCGGGUAUUUCUAGAUAACGAACAUGAGGCGGAUAUAGUCGCACUGAAGCCUCCCAAUAAUGACUUUGACCAUGGGAUCAUUUUUCGUCUCUUCGCGGUUGGUGUCACAUACGCUCCUCGGUUGUCUAAGAUGCUAUUCUCUAGCCCAGGCAUCGACCAAAAAUCUUCCGAUCCCCAAGUGAUUCUCCUUUCUUCCCACUCAGUGAUGAUAUUCAUACGGAUGCUCCACGCACUAUUCGCAACAUUAUGGCUCGCCACACCGGUGCUUGUCUUGAACUUCCUAUCCAACGUACAACAUAGAUUGCUUGUUUUCAUCGUCUUUCUCGUGGCGCUCGCUCUUGCAACGGCGACUAUGGAGAGAGUCAGAAAGUACGAGAUUCUGAUCUCAGUUGCUACCUACUGCACCGUGCUCGUCGUGUUCUUUGAUUCGAAUACUCGAGGUUGA